Messenger RNA from Didymodactylos carnosus, 537 nucleotides. NCBI's taxonomy places the organism in Eukaryota, Metazoa, Rotifera, Eurotatoria, Philodinida, Philodinidae. The record is from the annotation of a GenBank genome assembly.
AUGGAAAAAGGUACAAAAUUUGAUAAUAAAAAACAGGGACAAUUUCGUCGUCAACGAACACAUUUUACCAGUGAACAACUAUACGAAUUAGAAUUAAAUUUUACUAAAAAUCGGUAUCCUGAUACGUCAACAAGAGAAGAAAUUGCUGCAUGGAUAAAUUUAAACGAAUUAAAAGUGAGAAUAUGGUUUAAAAAUCGUCGAGCAAAAUAUCGAAAACAUGAACGUCAUUUUGAACAUUGGUAUAAUUCAAUUUCAUCUUAUCGUACAUUCUUGCCAAAUUCAACAUUUACCGACGAUCAUUUUUGGUAUCCAAAAUGUGUUGAUACCAGUAGUCAAUAUUCCUAUAAGGCGCAUAAUUAUACUUCAGCUUUAACAACAUACUAUCAAGAAUUUCAUUAUUCUUCAAUGAACAAUUCUAGUAGAAAUGACGAUACUCCAUUAAUCUAUCAAAAUGUUAUUAAUCCAUAUUCAAGUAUCGGAUACGAUUAUAUCAAUUCGAGUGAAAUAGUACAAGAAGAUGACGUUAUUUUUAGUUAA